Messenger RNA from Phlebotomus papatasi, 2962 nucleotides. RefSeq lists its product as uncharacterized. The record is from RefSeq and is a predicted model, not a curated record. Bases 660 to 1733 code for a protein of 357 amino acids. Lineage: Eukaryota; Metazoa; Arthropoda; Insecta; Diptera; Psychodidae. The transcript is spliced from 5 exons.
GUGAAUGAGAAGAGUUAGAGAGUUCACCUGGCUGGAGAAGAUGAACGAAGAGUGGAAUUCUGCAAGUGUUUUUUACCUUAUCUUAUCGUCCUGUGUUUUGAGGUGUUUUCCACUCACAUUUCUCCAAAGUUAUAAUCUGAUAAGUCCCGAUCAUAACCCGAUCAACUGAAGACAGCCACCGAUGAACCUCCCAAAAGAAGUAGAAAAGAGAGAUAAACCUUUUGUGGUGACCAUGUGACCUGGCAAAAUACUGGAUGGUUUUUAUUCCAAACGCGAUCAUAACUCAUAAAAGUUGUAUCUGUGUGACCAAUGCGAGAAGUAUUAGUGCCUUGGAGGUGUAAUUCAAGCUUCGACCGUUUCAUUGUUUCUCCAACCACGAAAGCACCAACAGUGCCAUAUUCAAGCUAAAGUACGAUCGCAAACCACAUAAGAUUUACUUUCUUCCUCCACAUCUGAGAAUUACGUAACUUUCUGUGCAUCACGAAAUUUACUGAUUAACCCAAACGGCAAGUGCUCUAAGUGUUUUGGUUUGUAGGAGAUUUUUAGUGAAAAUUUUGUGCACAAAGCGUGAAGAUUAGUUAGAAAAAAAAGUUCUGUGAUAAUAAAACACCUCUAUGUUGGAUAUCACGUGAUUGUUCAGAAAAGAAAAAGAGAAAAAAAUGUGUCGUUGCUUGCAAUCAAUAUGGGAGGAUUUCUAUUGGCACUGCAUUGAGGAAAAGUUCUGCUACGACGAGAGUAUCGCCCAUUACAAUCCAGAUGAGGAUGAGUACAUUGUGGGAGGAAAAACAAAGAAUGGACUAAUCGUCGAUGCCAAUCCGGACAACAACAAUCCACCAAUUUGUGCUCAACCCGUGAGACUUCAACGCAAUUGUUCAACAAUAAGCUCCAAAAUCCAUGAGGAUGACUUUCAUCGUGAUAUCCAAACGAAUGUUCCUGUUUUGGCACCGGAAAUUUUGGCCGUGUUCCGAAACUCACAAAUUUUUCAUGAGCAUUCACAGAAAAUAAGUAAGAAUCUUUCUGCAAAGCCAACAUUUAUCACACAACCGACCACACAACACAAUAUCACAAAAGUUCAGCACGAGCAAAAUGUUGCUGAGGAAAAGCUUUUGUCGCGCCUCGAAGGUGAACCCAAAGGUGACACCAAAGAUGAGGAGGAAGAGUCUUCGAGACUGGGAGCUGUGACAAUCAGAAAAUUCUCUUCGAUUCUCGAAGAGGAUGAAUUUAAUUUUGACACCGAUGCACCAAAGUCUCCCAAGUUUCUGGCUCCUCCAGAUGAAAAUCGACGCCCAAAGAGCCUGAAGCAUGUCCAGAGUGUACCUCACCUUCCCAUCAGGCCCAGCAGCGAGACUGAUAUUUUCACCAUAACGUCCUCCUUCAAUCGGAUCAGCAUGACACCAGAGAUUCCCUCCAUCUCCUUCACCACUCUGCCCAAGAACUAUGAGACACCAACAAUGGAACGGUAUCGGGAAUCCGUGAGUCUCCAGUCCAUUCAGACAGCCAAUUGCAUGAGGACAGCUGAAUUUGACUUCUCCAUGCCACGAUACUUCAGACACUCCGAACUCUAUCCUCAGACCAGUGAUCCUCCAACACAGACGGGCAGUGUUGAGAGUGUACUCAAGAGGAGCACAUCCACGCAGAAUCUGAAGCAGCUGGAGAAGAGCAAGAGACUCAAGGCAUUGAGGGGAACUCUGCCUCCGCUACUGAUCGGCGGUCAUGAAAAGGACAAUCACUAACAGCUGUCCAGAGAAGAGCUCCUGGACAAAAUGGUGCCUACAAAUAAAACGGACACAGUAUUACUUAAACUCAAAGUAUUACUGGUUUUUUGUUUUGAAAAAUAAUUUUGACAAAAACCAAGAAAAUUAUUAUCGAAUUGGCUCUCAAUCUAAUAAAAAUUGCAAACUGUAGCUUAUGAGAUCGGAAACUGAUAGAAAAAUUUAUGAGAUAGAAAUUUUCUGGCGUAUUUUACUUUUGGGAUAUUAUUCAACUUUAGAUUCCAUCCUGUAAAAUAAAGCAUUAUUUUUAAUUUUAAAAUGUGAAACAGAGAUGAAACAUUGUUUUUUAAAUUUAAUAUGUAUGAAAAAUCUUUUGAAAAUAUGAAAUUUUGCAGAUUUUAUGAUAAAUAAGAUCUACGGAUUACAGGCAACUAAUUUACAAAAAGAAAAAUUCGAAAAAGUAAUUUUUCUAACGUUUUUUGCACCUGGUUUCUAGAACAUACAUGAGGCAAGAAACUUUUGGUACCUACUGUACGUACUAUCAUCAGUUCUUACGGUUCUUACUGGAUUUGAUUUUACAUUAAGAAAUGAAAUGUAGAUGAAGCAUUGCAACGAAAUUAAACAAUGUGAAAAAUCUCUAAGAUAGAAGGUUCUUUGCAACUCUUUUUGAUAAUUUUGAAAUUAUUGUAAAAGAAAAUUCAUAGGUAAUUUAAAAGAAUUAUGAUCAUGUCUUUUUAAAAAAAAGAAAAAUUCAAAUGAAUCAAAAUUCAAUGAAACAUGAAAGUGACAGUAUCUUUAUUUCGUUUAAAGUUUAAAUCGUUUAAAUAUAUAAAAAUAUGGUGGAAAAUGUCUUUUACAAUUGAGUAUUUUAUGUCUGUAGAUUUUGCCAUAAAAAUAUUCAUAGAAAAUGCUUAACAGGUUCAGGAAGAUCCAAUUGAAAAUGAACUGAAAAAUAAUUAAAAUAACUAAAAUAAUAAAUAACUGAAAAUGAAUUGAAAAUAAUGAGCAAAUGUCUAUGAAGCAUGAAACAUGAAAAAACUAUUUCCUGUUUCAUCUAAUUUUAUCCUUAUCUUUCUCUCGAAGGUUGAGUACGCUGGCUAAUAUUUUUUAUUAAGAAAAAACAAUGAGAAAAAUUACUCGAGAUAGAUUAAAAAACGAUAUUUCUGACAAGAAAAAUAUGAUUAGUCAAAAAAUUUAAAAUGUGAGACACGUAUUUGAAUUAUGAAUAAAAGUUGUUUUUUGUUCUUAAA